AUGGCUGCUGCUAAGCCUGCAGUGACACCAGUUGAUGCCAACACUAAACUUACAACUAAGCAGCAUGAUGAUCAGUUUGAAGACAAACCAGACAUAGCAUUUGGUGUUCAAACUUUGAGUCAAUUCUUACAACAACCAAAGAAAACAUACAUGGAUGUAGCAGUAAGGAUUGUCAGGUAUAUCAAAAAGGAUCCCGGUCAAGGAUUACUUCUAUCCAACAUACACAAGAAUGAGGUUGCAACCUAUUAUGAUGUAGACUGGGCUGCAUGCCCUUUGACCAGGAAAUCUGUUACAAUGUUUCUAAUCAAAGUUGGUGACUCACUACUCAGUGAAAGCAGUGGUGAAGCUAAAGGGAGCCAAGGGGGUUCAAUUGAAUCCUCUGUGCCAAUAAGCUGCACAACGCAGACGCAGUUGGAAUGGGAGAUAGUGUCAGAAGAAUUGACAAAACUGGGAGGUGGAAAGCCUAAUGGCAUUACUAAGUACUAG
This is a messenger RNA of Lycium barbarum (goji berry), 486 nucleotides long. RefSeq lists its product as uncharacterized. The coding region runs from base 1 to 486 and encodes 161 amino acids. NCBI's taxonomy places the organism in Eukaryota, Viridiplantae, Streptophyta, Magnoliopsida, Solanales, Solanaceae. The transcript has 4 exons. The record is from RefSeq and is a predicted model, not a curated record.